Molecule: messenger RNA, 1857 nt
Organism: Trypanosoma cruzi
Lineage: Eukaryota; Euglenozoa; Kinetoplastea; Trypanosomatida; Trypanosomatidae
Exons: 1
Coding region: 1-1857 (618 amino acids)
Source: RefSeq, a predicted model, not a curated record
AUGCAGCAGCAUAGCAGGGAAAUUCUGAAGGAUGUCACGACGGCCCUACAACUUGAACAGGAGCUUCAACUCUCCCAGGCCCAACACGGGGUGGCGAUUCUGGACGUUUACAGCUCCGAGUGGGGCAACACAAGAGCACUAUCGGAGGCUUUCAGACGUCUCUACAUGGAUGCUGGCGACCAGAUUCAUCUUCGCUUCUACUCGGUUGAGUGCAACUCCGUUUUAGAGAGUCUUAAUUUUCCUGCGGAGCAGCGCAAUCCUCAGCGGCCGAAAAACUUGGAGCUUUGUCGGGAGACACUUCCGGCGUUUUGGGAGGGCAUCUUGAGCGGUCGUCGUGGGAAGUCCAAGUCGUACUUUGUCUUUUAUAAGGAGGGGAAGCAGCGUGCCUUUAUUGAGGGUGUCAACACCCCGAAGAUCGUCAGCUACGUGAGGGAUUUGUGCCGAAUUCAGAAGCCGGCGAGUGAAUGCACCUCCAAGGCGGAGCUUCUGAAGUUUUGGGAAUACAACUUCAGCGCAGCGGAGAGCGAGGUCUUUUUUGAGUCCUUUGUGCGUGCCGUACAAGAGCACUCCGCGGCAAAGCGACCACUCACGGAAAAGGAGGAGCGGAUUCUCGCAGAUGCCAUUGGAGCAGUGGACUCCAAAGUCUCUGUCGAGGCUCUGGACAAAUGGAUAGGAGAAAAUGAAACGAUUCAAGGGGCAUUCACACAACUUUUUCCUUUUCUUUCGGAGAACGGCGCACCCGCUGCUGCCACUGCUGCUGCGGAUGGCAGUAAUUUUGUGGAAGGGACACCCGGGAGCUUCGCGGCGGAAAAACGUGCCUUUGAGGAUGACAUGGAGCUGCCAAAAGUUUUUCAGGAAAGUGUUGAGAAUUUGAUGCCAGAACUCUGGCGUCGCAUCGUGGCACUACCAUUGCGUUGCCCAAGCAACACCCGCCUUGUGUUGUUGUCGUGCGAAAAGGGCGAAGAGGAGGCAAAGGAGUAUCUUCAACGCGCCAACGAUGUUCCGACCCUGAAUCGCUAUUUGGCAGAAAUGGGUCUUGCGGCCGAAGACAUCCAAAUUAUGUGUUGCUCCGCCGCAGAAAAGAUUUCCUCCCAGAGUUUGUCGUACGGCAAACUGGCUUUGGUUCUUAUGUUGUGUGACAAGGAUCGCUGUGAGGAGCUUCUUGGACGUCCAGAAGUACUUUUUGACCAACUUGAGAAUGGAACUCUAAUGUCUCAGCACUUUCCUCUUGCCUACACGGUGAUCUGCUUGUGCACGUCGGAGGCAAACUCUGAUGAGAGCUUUUAUUAUUGCAACGAUGCAAGCACUGUGGAAUCCGCCGACACUCUCAAGGAGGGCGACGAGGUGGUGCUUCCCCCUUUUUCGCGACUGUGUGCAAAGAACGCUACUGAGGGCGCCUUUACGGUGAAGUUUCUUGGAAUACCGCAGGUCAUUGGGCUUGCAGCAACGGACCCUGCGGGGGAAGGGGUUGUUCUUACUCCGUGGUACGCCAAAUUUCAUGUCACGGGGAGGGAAGAGAAUGCGAUCACACUCACGUUUGCGGGGAACGUUGAAGAAGAGCAAUUUCGGCAGUCUGUUCACUUAUACACUGAGCGUGUCGUGGCAGAAGAAGAAAGCAUUGCGAAGGUGGCGGCUAUAGUCAAUGUCCUUGAGCACGCAUUGGGAUACGAACAACAACCAGAUCCCUCGUCUUUUACAGACCCCCAUCUUGUUGAGAGAGAUGCUUCUGCCGAGAUUGCACCAGACCAAGUGGACUCUCCUGCCGAGAUUGCACCAGAUGACGGUGGUGAAAUUUCUGAGGCGGACGUUGCCAAAGCUGCUGCCAAUGAUGACCAAAACGGGGAGACAGAGCUUUGA